Messenger RNA from Symbiodinium necroappetens, 2970 nucleotides. NCBI's taxonomy places the organism in Eukaryota, Dinophyceae, Suessiales, Symbiodiniaceae. The record is from the annotation of a GenBank genome assembly.
AUGGACAUGGCAGACAUGAUUGAGGCGAGAAGCAGGGAUGGCAAGGACUACGGCGUCAUUAUUCUGCCAGAGGGUCUGAUUGAGUUCAUCCCGGAGUUCAACGCCCUGAUCUCGGAGAUCAACGACAAGCUGGCCCAGCCAGGGGUUGAAGCCACGGAAGAGGGUGUGCUGGCCGUCCUGUCCAAGGAGAAUGCAGAGUGCUUUAGGUACCUGCCCAGCUUCAUUCGUGCACAGCUGCUCUUGGACCGCGACCCCCAUGGCAACGUCCAGGUCGCCAAGAUUGAAACCGAGAAGCUCUUAGCUGCUACGGUGCAUGCGGAGCUGGACAACCGACGUGCCAAGGGGUACAAGGGAAACUUCUCUCCGCAGUUUCAUGCUUUUGGAUACGAGGGCCGUGCAGGGCUGCCAACUGUCUUCGAUGCUUCGUACUGCUAUGCGCUGGGCUACACCGCCUCGUCUCUGCUGGUCACUGGCUGGACAGGACUCAUCGCGAGCGUGAAAAAUUUGCUGGCGCCCUGCAAGGAAUGGCAGUGUGGCGGGGUACCUGUCACCUCCCUGUGUGUGAUUGAGCGCCGCAAGGGCAAGGACAAGCCGGUCAUCCACAAGGCACUUGUGGAGCUUCAAGGUGCUCUGUCGCAGCCCUUUGAAUUCUACAAAUCCAUCCGCGAACAACUGCGCAUUUCGGACAUGUAUCGCAACCCAGGCCCAAUUCAGUUCGAUAUGGUGGGGUGCGAGGCAUCCAAGGACAUUCCAAUGACUCUGCAGCUCGAGCUUGGCAGGACACUGCCGGUCGAGUUCCCGACUGAGAAGCCCAAAAGGAUGGGGAACUUCCUGUUCCUCCCACAUGCGAAGAAGCUGCGGUCGGAGUUGCAACAGUGGCGAUCAGCAAGGCAACACCGUCUUCCGGAGUCGCUGAGUGCUUUCAACGGCAAUGCUGUAACAGUUCAUCGGGGAGAGGCAACAGUUGUCAACGACCACACAGAGGUGGUUUCGCGGUACUUCUCGGAAGUUCAUGCUCCUCUGCUGGACAUUCUGCCCACUGAGGAGAGGACAGCCCCGAUCGAGAACAAACGGAUCGGCGUCGUGUUCUGUGGCCGGCAGGCACCUGGCUGUCACGACUUCGUCUGUGGCCUCGUGGAUAUGCUGCCCCCGAAUUUCGGGAACAAAGUCCUCGGCUUCGUGGGCGGGACGCAUGGCUUCUACGAGAAGCAGACGGUGGAGAUCACCCCCGAGCUGUGCGACGCUUUCCGCGGAACAGGUGGCCUGGAAAUGCUUGGGCGCACCGUCGAUCGCAUCAACACCAAGGAAGAGUCCGAGAAUGCCAUGAAAGCGUGCCAGGAGCUGAACCUGGACGGCUUGGUCUUAGUCGGCGGUGCCCGCACGAACACGGAUGCUGCUUACCUGUCCGAGUUCUUCAAGACCAACAAGGUGAAGACAGCCGUGGUCGGAGUUCCUUGUGGCAUCGAAGGCAGCAUGGUGAACGAAUUCGUUGAGGCGUCGUUGGGCUUCGACUCUUGCGCCAAAGCCAUGGCACAGCUGGUCGGCAACACGGCCAUCGAUGGCUCCAGUGCGCGAAAGUAUUAUUACUUCCUCAAGCUCAUGGACGGCUCCACGACGGGAGGCAAGGUACCCUCAUCCCAUGUGGCGCUGGAAGUCGCACUGGAAACAAAGCCGAACCUGCUCUUGCUGACAGAGGAGGUUGACGACCACCGGACAUCCCUCAGAGAACUGGUUAGCGACAUAGCCGAUGUGGUAUCUGAGCGCGCAAGCGCUGGCAAGAACUUUGGAACCGUCCUCGUCGCAGAGGGCUUGCUGGCAGCCAUUCCUGAAUUCCGUACACUGAUCACCGAGCUGGAGGCCCUGCCCAUGCCGAGCACCGUGGAGAAGGUUUUGCCAAAAUUGACCACGUGGUCUGCUGCGCUCUUCCAGAGCCUUCCAGAGUUCAUUCAGAAGCAGCUGUUGUUGGCGAGGCAGAGCAAUGCCGCCCUCCAGCUGUCGCAACUUGAGACUGAGCGGCUCAUGGCCUGGCUCGUUGAGGACGAGUUGAAGAGUCGCAAGAAGCAGGGCACAUUCAAGGGCAGCUUCUCACCAGUGUGCCAGUUCCUCGGCUACCAGGCUCGCUGCUCUGUUCCUUCCGACUUCGACAGCGACUAUGCAUAUGCGCUAGGUGGCUGCGCAGCCAUCCUGACUUCCAGGGGCCACAACGGCUACAUGGCAGUGGUUUCUGACCUGGCGCAGCCAGUCGAGCGCUGGCAUGUGGGCGGCGUUCCUUUCACGGCAAUGUUGCAGGUGCCACCCACCACGCCGAAGGAGUCUUUCCGGCCCCGGCCGGGCAUCUUCCCCCACAAGGUGGAGCUGGAGAGCGGGGCAUUUAGAAAGUGGAAGGAGGUCCGAGCCUCCUGCGCAAGGGAAGAACUCUACGAGAAUCCUGGUCCGAUUCAGUUGUCUGGGCCCAGCGCGAGCCGCGUCACCAAAACCAUUGCUACUCGCUUUUCUUACUUGCAAGAGCUGAAGGCGUUGCAGAGGCACCUGGACAUGCUGAGGGAACGCUGCCGUCCGGGAUGUGACCUCCGGCAGGUGAAGGUGGCCACCCAAUCGCUGGCGACCUUGAACUCUAUCCUGGAUGAGCUUGCAGAGCCAUCCUCAGCAAGCCCAAUGCUUGACUUUGAGCGCGCCUGGCCGCCGCCCGAGGGCGCGGCGAAGCUCCGGGAGCAGCUCGUACAAAUCGAGAGUCGGGUGCGCGAGGUUUUCAAGCCACUGCACCUGGCAAAGAAAAAGGAUUCCAAGGAGGAAGGGGCCCCUGCCCGUCCGCCGCUGCCUCGCGGAGCUUCUGCUGCAGGGACCCGGCGGCGAUCUCCGAGGCAAGCGGCAUCGUCUCCAAGGCGCCUGCUUAGCACUGCUGAUGGCAUGCGGUUCGAAGUUUGUCUUGGGGUUGUCGCAGCACAAAAGCCCCCGUCCUCCAAAAUAUAA